Molecule: messenger RNA, 4289 nt
Organism: Dermochelys coriacea (leatherback sea turtle)
Lineage: Eukaryota; Metazoa; Chordata; Testudines; Dermochelyidae
Gene: RADIL
Product: Rap associating with DIL domain
Exons: 16
Coding region: 247-3648 (1133 amino acids)
Biological process (GO): substrate adhesion-dependent cell spreading; neural crest cell migration; signal transduction
Cellular component (GO): microtubule
Molecular function (GO): GTPase binding
Source: RefSeq, a predicted model, not a curated record
GCCAUCUCCGCCCCGGCUGGCGGGACGCGAGCGCUCGGGGCUCGGCUAGCGCCGGCUCCUGCCCUCUGCAGCCGGGCUGGCCGGGGCGGGGAGCAGGCGCCCGACGAGACCCCCGGCCAGGGACGAAGUGGGAGGAACAAGUUUCUGUGAAAAUGAAUAAUGCAGGGGAAGCUGCAGAGUUUGCUAUGAAGAGGAGAAUAAGUGACUGAAAGAAAGAGAUAUGAAAAGAAUGGUAAGCUGUCCCCCAUGACGACCUCACCCACUAUGUUCUAUGGAUCUUCGUCCGCCAUGUCCUCACCUUCCAAAAACAAGCUCAAGCGUCAGAGCCGGAUAUUCUCUCAGCUCUUGUACCGAACGCUGAGCUACAAGGACCGCAGCUCGCUGUCGGCUUUCCCCCUUGCAAGCAGUGAUGACCCAGCUGAACUUUCCACUCAGGUUUCAGCCCCUGGGGUCCUGAAGGUAUUUGGGGGCAACAUCUGUGCGGGCACCAACUACAAGAGUGUCCUUGCCACGGGAAGCUCAAGUGCGCGGGAGCUGGUGAAGGAGGCGCUGGAGCGCUAUGGGCUGAGCAAAGUGGAUGCCAGCCACUAUGUGCUGUGUGAUGUCAUUGGGAUGUUCAGUGGCUCUGAGAAGCAGUGGCAAACGGAAGGAUUGCGAGUCCUCAGUGAUAAUGAGAAGCCCCUUCUGAUUCAGGACCUAUGGAAGCCCAAGGAAGGGUUCUCCCGGCGUCUGGAGCUACGGAAGAGAUCUGAGGUGGAGGAGCUGGCCGCGAGGGACGUAGACACAAUCACGGCAGGCAUUAAUGCCCAGGCUCGGAAGCUGCAGAGGAACCGUGCGAAGGGCACCAUGACCCUGCUGACGGGAUGCAAGCGACACUCCACGCCACCAACCCUCCGACGCAGCGUGAGUGAGACCAGCCUCAGUCAUGUGGGCUCGCUGGAGGAGGAGCAGCUCAAGAGACAUUACUCCACGCUGCCCGAGACCAUCCGCGGCCUGGAGAACUCGAGGGAUGAGCAGCAGGCCCCCACGGCAGAGCGGAAUGGCAGCAGUGUGUGGUACUCCCUCUACCACUCCCCUCACCUCCUACUCCUGCAGGGCUACAGUUACCAGCAGGAUAGCUUGGUUUACCUGCUGAACCGCGAGCAGCACACAGUGGGCCAGAGGACUCAGUCCAGCAAACCCAGCAUCAGCCUCUUCGCCCCGGACAUCCUGCCCCUUCACUGCACCAUCAGGAGACUCAAGCUGUCGAGCCGCUCCCGACACCGUUCGGAGGAGAAGCUGAUCCUUGAGCUCAUCCCGGGGGCCAGUGUGUCCAUCAACUUCUCCGAAGUGGUAACGACGAUUGUGCUGCACCACGGAGACUUGCUGUCCCUGGGGCUUUACUACCUGCUUCUCUACAAGGACCCCACGAGGGCCCAGCCACUGCCUGCGCAGACGCUGAUGAGGCUGAAAUCUAUGCAUCGAGCCUCGGACCCCGAGGCACCCGUGACCUGUAAGAUGUGUGGCAGCCAGCUCAAGGAGAGGGGCCCCUCCUCCAAGAAGCACGGGCCCUCCCCCACCGCAGGCCAACGAUCAGCCCGGAAGAGGCUGCAGCUGGAGUUUGAGCGAGCUGCCGAGGACGUGCUGGUGAGACGGAUCAUGACCUUGAUCGAGCCUGGGGGUGACGAUCACAAGUUGACACCGGCCUUCCUCUUGUGCCUCUGCAUCCAGCACUCCGCCACCAGCUUUGAGCCGGGCGACUUCGGCCAGCUGCUGCUCAAGUCAGCCAGGAUGAUUCAGAGCACAGUGUGGGAGAAAACGAAAGAACUGGCCGAGAAGCAGUCCCAGCAUCAGGAUCCUGGAUCCCUGUCCCGCUUCACUGUCACAGACCUGGUCCCGGACCUGCAGCACAUUCUCUUCUGGAUGUCCAACUCCAUUGAGCUCCUGUACUUUAUCCAACAGAAAUCCCCCAUCUACAUCCAGAGCCUGGAGGAGGAGCUGGAUGUCAAGGGUUCUAAGGAGUCUCUGUUCUCUUCAACCAUCACAGCCAGUGAGGAAGCCAUGACAGUCCUAGAGGAAGUGAUCAUGUAUACUUUUCAGCAGUGUGUCUAUUAUAUCUCCAAGUCUCUGUAUGUAUCUCUACCUGCCCUCCUGGAGUGUAACCCCUUCCAGAGUGAGGGCCAGGAAGGUUGGCGGGCAUCGUCCCAGUUGCCUGAAGAAAUACGUAAAGUUGUGUUGAUCUACCAGGCUACGCUGGACCUACUCCACCAGUAUGAAGUGCACCCCGAAAUAGCCUCCCAGAUGUUUGCCUAUCUCUUCUUCUUCUCCAACACUCUGCUCUUUAACCAGCUCAUGGACAAAGGCUGCUUCUACUGGUCGAAAGGAGUGAAGAUCCGCGCCGGCCUGCGGCUCCUCCUGGAGUGGAUGCGGGGCAUGGGCUUCGGACACCUGGCCGAGCAGUUCUUCAGCAAGCUUUCCAGUGUGGCUCACCUGCUGGCCAUGCCAAGCACCCAGCUGGCGCAGAUGACCUGGCCAUUGCUGAGAGCCGAGUUCCCCGCCCUGAGCCCUGCUCAGCUCCAUCACAUCCUGACUCAGUUCCAGCCAGCGUCCGAGGUCGGGUGUGUCGCGGCCUGGCAGGAGGACAGCCCUGCAGCCUUCGAGACAGACGAAGUGCUAGAGUCCUUUGAUAACCACCCACCCAUCAUCCUGCCAAGUGGAGGAUUUAAGGUGGACUUGGAGGUGGAGACGCUGGACGAUAAUGUGUACCGGCAUCUCCUGUACAUCCGUCACUUCCUGUGGAGUCUGCGGAGCAAGAGCCCCCACGCCGGUGACUUGCUGGAGUUGGAGCCCCUGAAGAAAGACGUUCCCACCAGCCAAAAUGCCCCCGAGGUGCCCGAGAACGCACUCACCUUGCCAGCCCUGGGGAAUUCCUUUGGCCAGUCGGAUUACAGACGCCCAGGUAGCUGUGUGGAGGCAGAGGCUGCUGGAAGCCCUCCGCUCCCCACAGACAUGAGCCGAUCCCCCCGAGACUAUUACACCAGUGAGCCACAGCGCCAAGAAAAACUCAAGCAUCUGCAACUGCCCAGCAGCCUGGGGAAAAACCACCUCUCCAAGGCCAGCGUGUUGCCAGUGGAUCCCUCCUGCUUACUGACCCCUCCCAAUACGCCUCUGAACUUUGACCCUGGACGCCCAGAAUCCCCUCAGAGCACCAGCUGUGGGAAGGUCAUCCAGGACCCCAAGAAGGAUGGACUCAAUGGCACGAAAGCCACCACCCCUGAAGGAUGUUCUCCGAUGCCCUACGACUAUCCCACGCCAGCUUCCUCCAGUCGCAGCUCAGCCACGGAUGAUUUCUGCUACGUCUUUGUGGUGGAGUUGGAAAAAGGGCCUAUUGGGUUGGGGAUGGGACUGAUUGAUGGCUUGCACACCCCUUUGAACUCUCCUGGCAUCUACAUCAGGACCCUCAUCCAGGGCAGUCCUGCAGCCUCAGACGGCAGACUCUCCAUAGGCGACCGCAUCCUGGCUGUUAACGGCACCAGUCUGAUUGGAGCAGAUUACCAGAGUGCAGUGGAGCUUAUCCGGUCUGGAGGGAAGAAGCUGCGGUUUCUGGUUGCCAAGUCUGACAUGGAAAUAGCCAAGAAAAUCAGCUCCAGCUCACCAUCGUCCUCUUAACGCUCACGUUGCAAGAGCCUGGCCGUAGCCCCUACAAACGAAGUUGCUGUCAAGGCCAACUACACAAAAGCUGGUGGGAUGGGCAGAGACUGUACCUAGAACAUGGAGGAUCCAGCGUGAAAUUGCACCAUUCCAGGACUAAGGAACUGUUCUCAAUUUGCUUUUCAGACUGCUGGGUAUCUCUGUUCUGCUCUUCCAGGGUCCAGUGGGGACACUGCUGAGCAAGUGAGGGAGGGGGCUUUACAAUUCAAACACCCCUCCGCUCACAGGUGUAUCGCAUGGGCUCAUUUUACAGCUGACGUCCUUCCCCUGGCCAGCCUCAGCGUGGGAUUUCCAUAGCCCCUACUUACCUGCCCACCCCACACUCCUCUCUGCAGAGGGCAGAUCCCAUUCCAGGCAGUCAAAGUGCUCUUCAGCUCAACCGAGGUUAGGAAUAAGCUAUUCCAUUCCUCUGCACUCAGAGGGCAUGGCAGGGCUGGUGACUGGGAGUGGGGGCCCUAGUGGCUGCUGUUGCAAUUAUUGAGUUACCUAGCGCUGGCCCCUGGGAGAUUUUGAGCACCUAGUGAUUAACAUAACAAUUACAGUUAACGUAGGCCAGAACUGCCAGGGAACAUUUAUUACAAACCCCAAACAGUUGCUGG